Messenger RNA from Triticum urartu, 823 nucleotides. RefSeq names its product RING-H2 finger protein ATL39-like. The record is from RefSeq and is a predicted model, not a curated record. NCBI's taxonomy places the organism in Eukaryota, Viridiplantae, Streptophyta, Magnoliopsida, Poales, Poaceae.
ACUUACCAGCAUCCCACACGAGUCGCGAGCAUUGCAUGCACGAAGCCUUCGACCAGCAAUGUCGUCGUCGGCGGCGGCGGACCUCCCGUGGCAGGCGCGCGGCAGCCGUGUCUUCGACGUCGGGCAGGGCAGCGCGCUGGUGCUCGUGUCGUACCCGGUGCUGCUGCUCCUCGUCCUCCUCUCCGCGUUCGUCAGGUACGUGUGGAUCGCGCUCGCGCUCUACUGCGCGAUCCUGUUCGUGCUCUCCUGCACUGGCCGCUUGCUCGCCGGUCCGGAGGUGCUCGUGCACGACGAGGCCACGGCGGCCAUCGAGCGGGGCGGCCUACCGCAGGCGUCCAUUGCGGCCAUCCCGGCGUUCGUGUACACUGCCGCUGCUUCGGCUGGUGCCGGCGACGGCGAUGCCCAGUGCGCGGUGUGCCUGGAGGCUCUGUCCGGCGGGGAGAAGGCGCGGCGGCUGCCGGUGUGCGCGCACACGUUCCACGUCGGGUGCAUCGACAUGUGGUUCCACUCGCAUGCGACGUGCCCGGUCUGCCGGUGCCAUGUCGAGCCGCAGAAGAGCGGCAAGAUGGCGCCGUUGCCGGCAGAGCCGCCUUUGCCGCCGGUGUAGUUGUUGCUGGCUGCACCAGGACAUAAGAUUGUACAGAUUUACAGUAGAUUUGAGGUGCCUCACUGCCUCAGUAUCGUCGUCUUGGUACUCUGCUGACAAUCGAAUGCCGUGUGCUCCGUACUCCCUGUGUCCAAAAAUACAGUGCUUAUUAGACUUUUUUAAAGUCAAAACUUUGUAAAUUCUGGUCAAGAUUAUUAAAAACAUCAAGAUUUAGAA